This is a messenger RNA of Pseudopipra pipra, 2900 nucleotides long. Its product is annotated as zinc finger protein 239-like. The transcript has a single exon. Bases 318 to 1253 code for a protein of 311 amino acids. NCBI's taxonomy places the organism in Eukaryota, Metazoa, Chordata, Aves, Passeriformes, Pipridae. Gene Ontology annotation, molecular function: RNA polymerase II transcription regulatory region sequence-specific DNA binding; DNA-binding transcription factor activity, RNA polymerase II-specific. Gene Ontology annotation, cellular component: nucleus. Gene Ontology annotation, biological process: regulation of transcription by RNA polymerase II. The record is from RefSeq and is a predicted model, not a curated record.
AGCGGGUUUCCCGAUGGAGGGGGCGGGAUUCCCGAUGGACGGGGCGGGUCGGGAGGGCCGGCCGGGCGUGCGCCGCUGAUCCGCAGCAUUCCCGCCCCGUCUCCUCCUGCCCGGCUCGGCCCGGCCCCUCGGGAGCGUGUGGGUGACACUGAGGGAGGACGGAGCCGGUCCCGACGCCGCCUCCGGUGCCCUGGAGCCGGGAUGGGCCGGGUGGGAGGACGCAGCACCUGGCGAGGCCGUGGAGAGGAGCGGGAGCGGACCCUGAGUGAACGUGUCAGUGUCUGGAGCAUCCUUGUGUCCCGGCAGGUGAUGGGAGCAUGAGUGGCAGUGAGGGGGAUCUCCAGCGGGAUGGUCUGGAGGCAGCCCAGCCCUGUGGGGACUUUUUCAAGAGGGCAGCUUCUCCUCCGGGCUGUGACGGGGACGUGUCCCUUCUCCCAGACACCGGGAUGGAGAAGGCUUCUCGCCGCAGUUUCCAGAGGCGCAAGGAUGCUGUGGUGCAGCAUCGGGCGCUCCUGGGGGAGAAGCCCUACAUCUCCAUCGAAUGCGGGCAGAGCUUCGGCCGCAGCUCCGACCUGACCCGCCACCAGCGCAUCCACAGCGGGGAGAGGCCGCAGGUGUGUCCCGACUGCGGCAGGAGCUUCGGCCGCCGCUCCCACCUCAUCCAGCACCGGCGCGUCCACCCGGGCGAGCGGCCGUACCCGUGCCGGCACUGCGGGAAGAGCUUCAGGCAGAGCGCCCAGCUGGUCCAGCACCAGGGCAGCCACACCGGCGAGAGGCCUCACGUCUGUGCCAAGUGCGGCAGGAACUUCUACCAGAGCUCGGGGCUGCUCCGCCACGCCAGCUCCCACUCCGGAGAGAAGCCCCAGAGGUGCCCCCAGUGCGGGAAGGGCUUCGGCGACAGCUCCAACCUCACCGCCCACCAGCGGCUCCACACCGGAGAGAGGCCCUACAGGUGUGACGACUGCAGCAAGUGCUUCAGGGAGAGCUCCAAGCUGCUCAUCCACCGGCGUGUCCACACCGGGGAGAAGCCCUACCUGUGCCCGGACUGCGGGAAGGGUUUCAGCCAGCGCUUGCACCUUGUCCAGCACCAUCACACCCACACUGUGCCCUACAAGUGUGCCGAGUGUGGGACCGGCUUCGGUGACAACUCCACCCUCAUCCCUCAUCAUUGGACCCACAGUGGGGAGAAACCCUUCCAGUGCUCCCACUGUGACAAGAGCUUCACUUGCCACUACUACCUACUGUCCCACUAGCAGGGGCACAUGUGGUAGGCAGCAUCCCUAGGUGUGCUCUGGGUGUCAUCCAAGGUCAUCCUGGUCCAGGCCUGUCCAAAAUGUGCCUGAGGUACAAGGGGGUGGACAAGGGUACAGAUGGACAAAGUGAUGCCUUUGGCCCACGUUGCCCUUUUCAGUCACCUCCUCCCAGCGCACCCUAGGCAUGGACAGAAAGAGUGCAGAGGUUGCAGUGGGUAGUUCUGCAUCCCAAGGCCACAUCCUCCUCUUUCCCUGGUACUGGAAUCAGAUGCCACCUGCCACAUGGCCAAGGUGUAAAUGUUUUGUCACACCUCUGGGUGUCUGCCCUUCCACAACAGCUCUCAGAGCAUUUAUUUUCCUUCCUAUGUGCUUUGUGAAUUGCUGUGUUUACUUAGCAGUGCUCUAUAAAUUAAAAGGGUUGACGUGCAUUUAUUUCUGAGGUCUUUAUUAACUUAUUCUAAACUAUGCCAAAUCACAGUGGCCUUAGGGUUCCCAGCUGUUCACUAGCAGCUAGGAUUGGACUGCUCACCAGUGUAAGCACAUUACUAGAGUUCCUUUCCACAUCCAUUGUUAGUUUUCCCUGUUCAGUGUCACUUGGCUGAAAUAAUUCAUUUCCCCUGGCCUGGCUGCCCUUUACUGUUUGUGCUCAUGUAGCUUGAGAGGAGAAUCUGGGUACCAACUCUUCUUUUGCUGCUGCAGAAGCUACAGGGUAUGUUCCUCUUCUUCCAGGGAUUUAAUCACUUUGCGGGCACUGAUGAGCCAAAUUCAGAAGGUACUGGGAAUGUGCAAAAAGGCAAGAACCAGAAGCCUCCCUCUCACAGCAGCCAGCUUGCUGGCUUCUCUACCAGCCCUCUGCUCCCCCAAGGUCAUAGUGGGAAGCUACUGGAAAAUGCAAAUUAGCUGCUGUAAUUCCAGCAGACCAUCCCUAGCACAGCCCAUCCCACACUUGUGGUCACCAGCUGGUGCCCAGAUGCUCCCACCAGCUGUGGGAGCUGUGUAGAAUACUGUAAAUUCCUGGUGUGUUUAAAAACUGCAGUGGGACUGUGGCACUUCGGAAAUACCUAAGGUAGACAAAUGGAUGAAUGACGUCUCUGAAAUAAAAUCUGUCACCUUGGUGUUCUUUGUUAUCUCAUCUCUCUCCCUCCCUUUUGUCUUUCCCUUCCCUUCCUUCCCCUCCUUUCCUUUCUCUCUGUCUCCCUAGAGUGACCUCCUGGGCAUCAAUUUCUUGUCCCAAGAAUCCGGAGUUUGAGGGAUAUUCUUAGAAUUAGUCUUUAUUUUCUAACAUUUCUGCAAGAAUCUGAAAAGCCAGAGGAGGGCACUCCUUGCUCACCAUUCCUUUAUGAGAGAAAGUGGUUUGUCUUUUUUACUCUGCAGUGACAAACCAUCCUAGUGGUACCUGAACCUGGUUCUAGCAGAGCUGCAGCUGUUCUGAGGAGAUUAUUUUCCCAGUUCUUCCACCUGAGUUAUAUGGGAUCCAGUUUUCCAGUCCCCUGCUGAAAAAAAUACAUGUAACAGUGAUCACUGAAAUACGGCUGCUUUUACUCUCAGAUUCUUCUUUGCUUCAUUGUUUGUGGCUGGGAAAACAGAUUUCUUUUGAUCUUGGAAAAGAGGUGUGUUUUUUCUGUGUUUAAUAAAUUUUAAUAAGUA